This is a messenger RNA of Brassica rapa (field mustard), 11212 nucleotides long. Its product is annotated as protein LIGHT-DEPENDENT SHORT HYPOCOTYLS 2. NCBI's taxonomy places the organism in Eukaryota, Viridiplantae, Streptophyta, Magnoliopsida, Brassicales, Brassicaceae. Gene Ontology annotation, biological process: mRNA transcription; response to light stimulus. Gene Ontology annotation, cellular component: nucleus. The record is from RefSeq and is a predicted model, not a curated record.
CAAAAUUUGAAAAAUGUUUCGGUGACUACUAGCCACUAGGUAUUAACUCGAAUUAUAAGUUUUUGUAUCCAAUUAUGCUAAUUUAAAUACAGCAUUUUGUAAACCAAACAUAUUUAACCUGAAAACGGGACCUAUGAUACAGUUAGCCCAAUAGAUCUGAAGACUUCCUAAAUAGGCCCAACAAGAAAAAUCAUUUUAAUCUACAAUGGGCCGACCAUAACCUUCGUUAUCACGCAUGAUAUCUCAAACUUUCGACCUAAUUAACACCAUGAUCUCUCAAAAUCAUCAUCUAUACUAUACUAUAUAUAGGAAAAAUACAUAUGUAGUCUGAAUUUUUCUUAUGGUACUUCAGUUAAAAUAGAAAUUUAUUGUCAAAUUCAAUCAAGUAACCGAAUCAUCAAUUGAUACUUUUGAUAUGUCAUCUUCAGAAGUACGGGUACAUUCUUCGAUUUCAAUAGCUUUGGUAUAAACAGAUUGCAAAAACGUUUUACAAUUCAUUAACACUUUAAAAAUAGUUAUAUUUGUAGCUUGCUUCUUUUGGUUGAGGAUUAUCUACCAAAAUACGAUUUUAAUUUAUUAGUCAAGUAGUUCAAUGAUGUUUUGGCAGAUUUUUUUUAAAUGAAUGAAGUUGAUCAUCUAUAUAUCAAUCAAAACGUAUAUGCCGAAACAAGAAUAAAACUUCACAUCUUAAAUAGUAAUCAUGGUUUCAUGAGUGAGCAAAUAAGUUAUUAAGCCAGUCGCUUUUCUAAGAAUUUGUAAGGAAAAAGUAAACAACAAUAAGUUAGAUUUGUACAUACUUUUUGACCUGAAUCACGUGUGUACAAUCACAUUACCAAUCAAAAACAGUAAUUUAAAUGAAACAUGCAAAUGAAUAUGAGUAAUAUAAAUAAAUAAUUAUUAGUUGUGAUAAACUACUAAAGUAUAUCUAUUCUAUUAAAACAGCAGCAUGACCUAUUGAUAUAUGUGUAGUCCAACUGAAAUUACUUUUAAAAUAACUGCUUUAUUCUACAAAAUACAAAAGUAAUACCAAACCUUAUAUAUCAUAACCUCUCCUUUUUUGAGCCAAAUCGAAACCACUUCUUUUAUUCCUAUAUUUUAAGGAUCCACUACUCUUAUCUUAACCAAUUAAAAUCUAUGUUUAUAUAAUAUAUUUGAGUAUGUAACAAAAAUGAUGACAUGUUCGACUAUAAUCCCUGUAGCAUGUUUCGCCAAAAAAAUAUGUUAAUAUACUUUAUAAAGAAUAUGAUCAUAUAUGACAUGUUCCAUAUAAUUCAUCCAUAUGUGCAAUUAAAAAAGCCCAGUGUUAUUCAAUUUUAAUGGGUUUUAAUGAACGACCUAUAUAUUGUCAAAUAUGUUUGAUAUAUAUAUAUAUUUUAAAUGGUUAUAUGCACUGAUUUAUAUAUUUAAUAACUUUAAGAAUAUUUUAAUUUAUUUGUGAUUUUGGAUAUUCAAAAAAAAGAUAUUUCCAUUGACAAUUAUAUAUAACUAUUAGCUAUUACUACACGUUGAAAUUAAACAUAGGUAUUCUGAUAUCUAUUCUGGUACGAAUCGAUUCUUUCAAGUUUUUGUGUUUAUAUAUAUAAAAAUUAAGUUUUUCGGAAAAAAAUUAAAACGAAAAAUAUACCCGCCCAAAGGGCGGGUUAGAAUCUAGUGUUCUAGUAUAAUAGCAUGCCAAUUCAAACAAAAAAGUUAGUUAAGCAAUAUACACAAUUAUUCGACUUGUGAACUUUCGUCCGGAAUCAACUACAGUAUUAACAAAAUAAAGUUAUUGAAAAUCACGAAAACAUUUGCGUCUCGUUUCUCCAGUUGACCCAGUACUCACCAUCUAUCUCUUUUACCUAUAUAGAGUUAUCUUUUUAUACACUAUGUAUGUAUAACAAUAAGUCCUCUUCUGCUAUUUAUCUUCCUGUGUUGUGUCUUAAAUGGAAACUUGUGAUUAUUGAUGAUUAGUCUGGCGACUUAUAUCUCUUUCUCUCUCACGCUAUAAGUGAGCUUAUAAUGUUUUUGCAGCUAUAUAUGUGAGCAACUGUCAAUGCAUUUUGCUAUCCAUCUACUCUCUCUAUAAAAGAAAAGAAGAAAAACACAAAAAGACAAUAACAAAAAUUAAGAAAAGGAAAGAAAUUCAACUUUGAUCUCUUCCACUUAUAUCUCUCAGCUUCAAAGGUCUCUCUCUUCCUUUUUUUGCAGGUUUUUCCACUUUGUCUCACUAUUUCUGCACAACACCAUCACCAAAUCCAUCUUUUUUUUGUAGCACCUACCUCAAUAGUACCAGGAAGUAUUUAAGUCCUCUAUCUAUCUCUUCUUGUAAUUAAUGAGCCAAGAAGUUACAUCCAUCCACUUCUAAGUCUCAAGACUAAACCUAAUUUUUUCAUUUUAUGAGGUACUAAAAGCCUAAUUUCUUCUGGCCUAAAGCUUUCAAAAUCAAGAAAAAGAACCCUAAUCUCUCCAACCCUACUUUGGAUCAUAUCUUUUUUAAGUUAUGGAUCUGAUCUCUCAAGAGCACAAUAUCAAGAACCCUAAUACCACUCUCACAACACAGCCUUCUUCUUCUUCUUCUUCUCCACCAUCCUCUAGCCGCUACGAGAACCAGAAACGCCGUGAUUGGAACACUUUCUGCCAAUACCUUAGAAACCAUCGUCCACCGCUCUCGCCACCGUCUUGCAGCGGCGAACACGUCCUAGAGUUUCUGCGUUACCUUGACCAGUUCGGAAAAACCAAAGUCCACCACCAAAACUGCUCUUUCUUUGGCCUCCUAAAUCCUCCGGCUCCUUGUCCUUGUCCUCUCCGGCAAGCUUGGGGUUCACUUGACGCCCUUAUCGGUCGUCUCCGUGCCGCCUACGAGGAGAACGGUGGAGUUCCAGAGACUAGCCCUUUUGGCUCACGUUCAGUCAGGAUUUUUCUCAGGGAGGUUAGAGAGUUCCAGGCUAAAUCUCGUGGCGUUAGCUACAAGAAGAAGAGGAAGACGGUCAAUAACAAGCAAAUAACUCAAUCGAGUUCUCAGCCGCCUCUACAGCCGCAGCCACAACAGCAUCAGCAUGGUCAGUCUAUUAUGUCUAAUUAUAAUUAAUUACCACGGUCAACUAGAUGAUAUUGUACAACUUCGAUAAAUGUACGUUCGUAUCUAUCUAUUUAUACGUACCAUUCCCUUGUAUUUGUGUAAUGUAAUAUCCCUACUUUACUCCAUCCACCGCUAUUGUUUCUUGAACUAGUGUUUUGUCUUUUUAAUAAUUGGUCUUAUAUAUAUAUAUAGAUUAUGAGUAUCUUAACCUCUUCUGUAAAUCACAAUCAUUCAAGAUAAAACAUCAACGUUUUAUAAAAUCGAUUCUCGAACAUUACUUAACUAACUGAUAUCAGAUGACGAAUAAAUAUUUUAUCCUGUCAGUGAUAGUAAUUAAAUUACAUAAUGUAACAAGUUUUGUCGUUAAUAAAACGUAUACUAUGACACGGAAUAAAUGCACAGAAAGUUGACGGUGAGUACAUAUGUAAAUACCAUAUAACAAAGGUAAAUAAGACCAACGAUUCAUGAAGAUUGAAGAUGAAGAAAAUUCAUAAGUAUAAGCGAUACAUAUCAGUACAAAUUGAACCCUAACACUAUCAUUCAUAAAAUUAUCGACAUCUACAUCAUAGUUACAGUUAUGAUAUAGACAUAUAUGUACACUCAUUAGCGUAUGAACCUGUGCUAAAAUUUUGAUGCGGAUAUACAGUACUUGAAUACGAAUUGGAUUGACAAAGCAUUAUAGUUGAAAACGUUACACAAUAUACAAGUUUUUAAAGGUAACUCUAAACCUAUCUAGCUAUUAUUACAAAAGGACAAAAUAAGGUCAUAUUGUCAAUUAUUGAUGACAGCUAAUCUUGUGACACACAUUUCUUAUUAGCCGAAUCUGGAUUUGACACUUUACCAUGAAUGAUGUAUUCAAAUAAUUCGUGUUACUGCCGCUAUUGUGGCGCAGCUCAUUUAAAACAACAAAGCGGUUGUUAUUUUGUUGAAACAAGCGUCAAUGGUUGUUCUAGGGUUUUGUUUGUAAUCGUGACAAAAAAAAGGCUUUGUCCUGUAACAACUAACAAGUGACCACUGGAUCAAUAUUUCAUUUAUUCAAAAUAGUUUUUAGUAAUUGCGUUUUUGGAGUCUUAUAUGUUUGAGUCGCUCAUAUUGCAUUGCACUAGCUAGUGAUGAAAACAAAUACGGCUCAAUUUGACAGGCUUUAACCGAGUAUCCAAGUGAGAUGUAUCGGAAAAUAAUUGCUUAAUUCGAACUCUCAAGCAAUAUAUGAUUAUAGAUUUUUCGUCAAAAUAUGAAAAUAUAUUAGUCAGAGUAAGUCUGUAAUUAUAUUUGAAUUUCUGAAUUCAGCAGAUUUGAACUUGCAAAUAAUGGCAACAACGAGCUGAAAAGUCACGAGGCAAGAUAUAUAUAUAUAUAUAUAUAUAUAAAUUGAAUGAAUUACUAAUUAAUCACGUACAGUAUCAUGUGUCAAUCAAACGAUUAAAGAUAAAUAAGGAUACGAGAGCGUGUUACCUGUUUGCGUCACGUAUUCACGUGUGUACCUCUGGUACAUGGUCCCUCAUCAGUAAAAGCUUUGCAGAAUUAGAAUAGUCAGUUCUGUCGAGCCAUGAGAGUUGAAAUCGUAUAGACUAGUUACCUUGAUGUUUCGGCUAAGGCUAUUGCAAUAACCACUUCGAAAGUCUGGAGACAUGCAGUUUAUACGUCCGUACGAGGUAGGUUUCAUAGCUGUAAGAAAAAUAGCAUUAUCUUUUGUUGGAAACUGCUUUUGCUUUAUUUGGCAAACCUGUGGAUUUGCUCUAUUUGGGAGGGGCCAUGUUUAUAUAUAUAUAUAUAUAUAUAUAUAUAUAUAUAUAUAUAUAUAUAUUUUUUUUUUUUUUUUUUUUUUUUUUUUUUUAAAGUCUUGCACGUUUGUUUACUGAGAGUCAGUCAUAACUCAUAAAUAUAUAUAGUACUUGCCAGCGAAAAAGUUAAUACGACUACAGUUUUGGAUUCUUGACCAUAUUUGUUUUGAAGACUUUUCAGAAUUUGUAGUUUAAAAUCAAAAAAAUAAAAAUGGUAGGAAAAAAAAUCCGAAUAUGAGUAACUCAUUUAUCUUUCUUUCUGGUUACCGUGCAAGAGAGAGAAGAGAGAGAAGAGAGAGAAAGUAGAUCUGGUUCCGGUGAGCGGUCGGCGCGUCGGCGCGCGUGCCGUCACCGGAACCGCUUGUCCUUCCUUGUCCGUUUAAGCAGUCCGUUUUUUGGCUCUCUUCCCUUGAUUCGCCUUGCCGGAGUUCUGGUUUAGCUCUCAUCCGGAGGCGCUAGCUCGAGGAGUGAACCGCCAUCUACGGUGGAUGGGUUGCUGGAGUGAAGGCGCAGUCGCGUGGAGGGGUAAAGUGUGGUGAAGUUAUACUCCGGGAGGUGGAGGCUACUAAAGCUCCGUCGCCGCCGGUCAAGUCUCCGGGAGGUGUUUGGCUUCUUCAGCAAGCCUCGUCGGUCCUGUCUCCGGGGGGUGAAGGCGUACUUAGCCUUGCGUCGCCGGUUCUAGUGGGGUAAAGUGGUGUUCUCGGUUUUGGAUCGAACAUAGUGUUGGAUCGAUGAGUUCUGUGGUUCGUGGCUUUCACAAGGCGGAUGAGGGCUCGAAGAGAUCGAGGCGGCUCUCCGUAGAAAGGUCAGUAAACGGAAGAAAAGAGUUUUUGGUGGAGGCUCUCCGGUUUUGAGCUCCGCCGUAACGAGGGUUUCGGUGGUGGGGUUUGGGGCUUCUCGCUUCGCCGACGGUCAGGUCGAGGUAUAGGUUGACGCGUGGCGCGCUGAGAAGGAGAUUACAACACGUGUCCCGCCUCCUUGACGAGUGGGUCAUAAGGGGAAGUCCGGCCCGUUGAGUUUGUGGCGAUUGGUGUGGGCUUUAGGCCCGUCUUGUGUUUUAAAUUUGGCCCAGCGUUUUGUGGGCCUUAGUAUUGUAAUUUGUUUCUGGUGUUGGGCCAGCCUUGUUGGGCUUAGUCCCCUGAAUUUUAAUUAAAAAUAAUUUGACGGAAAAAAAAAAAAAAAUCCGAAUAUGAAACUUGCAUAGUUGCAUUGGUAAAAAUGAUUUGGCUUCUAAGAGCAGCCUCAACGGUGAGAAUCUGAGUUGCAUUGGUAACAACAAACGGUUGUUAUUUUGUUGAAACAAGCAGCAUAUAGUUGCGUUGUCUUGUAAUAAGUGAUUGGAUCAAUAUUUCAUUUAUUCAAAAUACUUUUGGUAAUUGCGUUUUCGGAAUCGUAUAUGGUUGAAUCGUUCAUAUUACAUGUUGCACUAGCUAGUGAUAAAAACAAAUACGGCUCAAAUCGAAAGUAGUCUUUAAUCGAGUAUCCACGUGAGAUGUAUCGGAAACUUAUUGCUUAAUUCGAACUUGUUCAAGCAACAUGAAAAUAUAUUUUUAGUCGAAUGAUACAAAAAUAUACUAGUUAGACUGUAAGUCUGUAAUUAUAUUUGAAUUUCUGAAUUUUGAUUUGAACUUGCAAACAACGAACUGAAAGGUUACGAGACAAGAUAAGUAUAUAAACAUUAAUAGUUAUAGGAAACACUUGUAAAGAGAACCCUAAACACUUGUAAAAAUGAUGCCCUUAAAUUCUUAUUAUAAUUUGGCGCUUAAAACCCUAGCUUUACCAGCUUUAGGUCAGGGCCGGCACUGGGUUUACAACAAAGUAUUGGGCUUGCUGGUAUUGUUUUGGGUUUGGUCUUGUGCCUUAACAAAACGUACCAUCUCAUGUGUUCACUAUUUAACAAUCAAUCGAACGGUUAAAAUUAAUAAGGAUACGAGAACGUGUUACUUGUUUGCGUCACGUAUUCAUGUGUGUAUCUCUGUAAUGUGGUCACUCAUCAGUAGAAACUUCGAAAAUUGUCACUUGUGUCCAGCCAUGAGAAUUAAAUCGUAGUUACCUAUAGAUGUUUCGGCUAUGGGCCUAGGACAUUUGAAACUAAUUCGUGUAACUAAUUCAAAAAAUUAACUUAUUAUCAAUUGCCAAAUAAACUUAAUUGAUAUUGUAAAUAGUACUUUAUGAUAACUUUUUUUUUUUGACAUGCACUUUAUGAUAACUAAUUCAAAAAAUUAUACAAAAUUUGAUCUGUUCUUUAAUCCUUAUAUGCUACAUAAAAUAGUGAAUAGAAAACCAUUUAUAGAAAUCAGUAUAAUGAUUUCAUAUUCAUAUAAUAAUAUAUUAGUAUCUAUUAUAAUUAUUAAUCUAUUAUAAUGUCCAUAAAUAUGUUGUAUAAAUAAUUAGGUGUUAUUGGUUUAUAUAUUUUGAUUGAUUUAGAAAUCCAUAUAAUAUUUAUAAAUCCAAGUAAAAUAUGCAAAUCCGGAAUUUUUCUCUCGGAUUUGAGUCUUUGUAUUUUUAACUAAAAAAUCUAAACAAAUCUAUUCAAAUCUAUUAUAAAAUCAAAUAUAAUAGUAAAUCCGUACGAUUGAAUAACACUUGAUUUAAUAUAGAAUUUAUGAAUCAUUAAACCAAUAACACUUGAUUUUAAUACAGAUUUGAAAAUCACAGAACCAAUAACACUAGAUUUAGUUCAGAUUUUCAAAUCCAUUAAAAAUACAACAACUAUAACCCCUACUAAACAGAUCAUGUGAGAACUUUGAUUUACAAUAUAUAUUUUAUUUAAAUCAAAUAAUAUAGUAAAUAAGGUAAUGUUAUGAUUAAAAAAAUAUAAGAUGGAUUUUUUGAUUCAUUGAUUGUAUUACUACUUAGAGAGAGAAGUAAAUAGUUGGCAAAACACAUGUAAAAAAUUAGGAAUACAUUAGCAAAAGUUUAAUAAAAAUAACGAAAUGAUAAAUAAAAAAAUAAGAAGAGAUCGAAGAAGAUGCAUAAUAUGUGUUGGAAAAGCUAAUAUGAUAAUUACAUAUAUAAUUUCACAAGUAUUUUCUAUUACUAAAUAUUCAUUAGUUAUUUUUACAUCAAAUUUCUUGAAAUUUUACAUCCUCUAUUAACAAUCAAGGUUCCCAAAAGUUAUUUAUUUUAUUUUAAAACACAAAAUUCAUAUAUUCUCUUAGAAAACUUUUAGUAUUUUUCUGUAUUUCAAUUGCUAUUGGUAUCGACCUUUUAUUUACUUAAUUUAAUUUGGAAGAGUUCUGGGGGAUAUAAUAGAUUGCAGCGAGAUAGACGACCAGCCCGCUUUCAAUAAUCCCCUGCUCAAAAAUCAUAUUUUUCAAGUUAAUUAAUCUUCUUUUUCUCGAAUUGUUUAUUUUAAAGGGGAUUAUGGAAUUCAUUUCUGAUAAGAGAAUCAAAUUUUCUAUUCUCAGUGAUCGAAUAUUUUGUUUAUCCAAUUUUCUAUUUUCUUUGAUCUAAUAUUUUGUUGUUGUUAUAAAUCAGAAAGCACAGACGUCAAAUGGAGCAUGAUAAUUAAAAUGAAAGGGAAAAAAAUGCGGCAGAUGUGGAAUCAAAAUGGAACGUAUGUCCUGACCAAACAGUACCCACGAGAUGGAGCAGACCCAGGGACAAACACCUCGGGCAAAAAAAGCAUGUGACUGACGCCCGACGUACUCGCAAGGGAAUCCCCUAUUAUGCUGCCAAGGAAGGACAUGAUGUAACUAUUUAAAAACAAACUACAAAUGAAAUCUUUAAAUAUACAAUUUAGUUUUGCUGAUUAACUGUAUUAAACCAUCACAAAUACCCCCAAAGUUAUAUAUGGAGCACAGGCUACCACAAACAUUUGGGAUCAUAGUUGGGCUAGAAUCAGGCGAAUUUAGUCUUUCUCAGAUCUGGCUAGUCGCCGGACUGUACAACGGAUCGGUCCUAAACACAGUAAAGGUAGGAUGGGAGAUAUUCUCACUCGUUUCUCCUUUUGUAUUUAUCAUAAUUCAUCGAUACAUAGUUCGCUCAAAACUAAAACAUAUAAUUCAAUCAAAUCAACUAUUUGUUUGUUUUCUUUUGACAUCAAUAUAUCAUAAGAAUCAAAGACUUUUUUUUCUUAUGAUUAAAAUAAAUUUAUUCUAAUUUUUAGGUUAACCCAGACCAUUAUCAUAACAGCCAGCCUUUGGUCAACUGGAUGGUAUAUUAUUUAGUUUUAUAUAUCAAAGUAACUCAUUGAUUUCAUAUAAAACUUUAGUCUAUAAAAUCUGUCCACAUUCCCUAUCAGUCAGGAACAUGCUUUUGUGAAUAUAAUAAUUUUAAACAAAUUAUUAUUAGUCGACAUUUAUAUUAUUUUUGACAAAGUAGUCAAAAGCUUAUAUACAUAACUAUUGUGUCAUUUUGUAUAUUAGUAAUCGAAUAAUAUUGUAUUGCAAUGUUAAAGUUGUUUUUUCAUAAAUAUCUAAAUAUUCUUAGAAUUUACAUUUUUUGCAUUUUUACAAUGAAAUAUAUAUCACGUCAAAACUCAUACUAAUUUUUAGUUUAUGUGAUCCAUAUGUGGAUUUUGCUAUGUUUUGUUAGUUUUUUAAGUUUUGUUACAAAGGUAUCUAGUGUAGUUCUUUUUUUAGGUCCCUACUGGUAUAUUUAUUUUGCAAAAACAUAUUUCCAUUAAAAAAAGUAGUCACACAAUAGUUCGAGUCGAUUAUACGAAAAUAUUAUGUUCGUAAAUGCAGUCUCUCUAUAAACCCUUGAUGAUACUCGAUGCAUUACCAUUCUCUCCAGCUCUUUAUUUUCAUAUAACAGUAUAACACAAUCUGUGUGUUAUUUUCAAACCCCCAAAAAGCUCAAUCAGUUAUCGCUCUUUGUAUUUUUUUGCCAAAUGGCUUUCAACAUAUUAGUUGAUCAAAAAAAAAAAAGAGAGACUUUCAACAUAUUAACGUACCACAUGAUGAUGAUGAUUCUAGCCAUAUCUUUGUCACAAUAGUUAUGUAUUGGUCAAUCACUUGUCGGGUAUUGCCCUUCCGAUUGUGUAUCCAUCUAGCUGACAGUCCGGUUGAUCAUUAUAGGAAUUUAGUUAAAAAACAAAUUAUAAAUAAAAUAUAAGAAAAAUAUAAGGAAAAUAUUCAAAAAUAUUUUUGGUUGCUUUAGAGUGUAAUCUUCUAAAAACACUGGAGAAAGAAAUGUAUAAAGGAAAUUAAGUAAGUUACUAAAUUAAGUGAUAUGCAGUUGAAGCUAUGUUUUAUGUGAAAACUUUAAAAUAAAAUGCAAAUUUCAUCUCACACAACUUGUUGGACUAUUUAUUGCUUCUUAUUUAUCCUAAAACGGAAAAAAUGUUAGUUUGCCAAUUUGAAAAAUAUUCACAAAUACAACCAAUAUACUCCAGCAUUGAGUAUCAAUUUUGUAGAAGACUUCGGUAAAUCGAGCUUCCUCCAUAACCUUCGCAUCAUUGAUUAUAUCUUCCGUCUUCUACUGGUUGAAAUUUUCUGUUGCACACACACAACACCAUGUGCUACAGUUUGAUGAAGGUUCAGAAAGCAGAAUUGAUGAUGCUCUUCUACUAUGGCGGGCUGGGAUAUAGCGCUUUGAGUCCUAGUCUCUUUUCAUGUAUAUUUACUAUUAGCUUCUUAUGUACUAUUUCACAACUUUUAAGACAUGAAUUUAGUUUCUAAACUAAUAGGUUAUUGAAUUUCGCUUUUCCUUCAUCUCUUGUUCUUCUAGAGCUUUAACCGUGACCAAACCAUACUCGCAUUUGAAAAUCAUCAAUUUAUCUGGUGUGAGUUUCACAUAAAAGUAAACAAACAGAAGAGCAACGAACACGUUUCUUAGACCCAGUUAGAGCAAAACCCAACUCAGUUUCUUGGGCGCCAAUCAUAUUACAUAUAGAGCUUUAGAAGUUUUUUUAGCCUUUGGACCGAAGGUAGUCGGUAUCUCUUUACUGUAACGUUAUAGAAACCAAGUAAAAUUGAGAUUUCAAAAGAAUCAAAGCUCUAAUUUUCCGGUUGGCAGCUAACUAGUGUUUUACAGGAAAAAUUACGUUCCAAAUCAUAAUUUACAUUCGCAUUACUUUUUGAAUCUCUAGUAGCUAAAUGUAUCAAGUUUGACCGAACUAGACCAGAGGAAGAACAUGUCCAUAUAUUUUGUUAAAUUAGAUAAGCACACUUGCAAAAUUAAAGGUCAAACCAAACUAUAAUUAAGUAACAAACCGGAACUAUAAGUCUAGCACAAAAACAAAGUAUCCUCAACAGAGGAGAUAAACGUUCAACAAACACAAACUGAGAGAUCUUAAACGAUAGCAUUUGCAGCACUUGCGAUCCUUGGCCACAGGUCAGCACACUCCUUCCCGAUUGGUCCAGUGAUAGCAGAUCCUAUAUAUAUAUAUAUAUAUCACACACACACACAAAAAAAAAACAAA